GCCCUCCAUGCUGACUCCGCCCCUCAAAAAUCGGAUGUGGAUGCGAGAAAAGGGCCAGCAACAAUGUGACAGACAACACAAGCGGUCCGCUGCGCUGCUCAGUAGUAGUGGAUCCGUGCACGGCGGAGCCAAACCGAGCCGCAUGCCCGCUGAGCAACAAGGCGAACCGGAGCAGCAAUGAACCGGCGGACAGCAGCAGCAGCAGCAUCCACGGAGGACCCACACGGCGUUUAGGUCCUGCUGUAUCCUGGAGGACACAUGGGCAGGAAGAAAUAGAAGCAUCCCUUCAGGUCCUCCAGCUGACCUUUGGCUCGUCCUGGCCCUGGGGCUCUGGUGUUGGUGGGCCAGCUGAUCUGGUGUAUGUGAGUGAGAGCUGAUGAAGUCCAGCAUGAGGCAGUGGCGGAGGCUGGUGCUUUUGGCAAUGCUAGCCUGGGUCCUUCUCUUCCUCGCCCUGCUCUCUUACUUCCUGGAUGCUCGUGUGGACGAGCCCCUGACCUCCGCUGGCUCUUUGCUCUCCCAGCACCCUGACACCCGCCGCCUGGCCUCCAUACAGGCCUCCCAUCAGCAGCACGCCAUCCUGGGCUCCAGACCUGAGCUGGCUUUGCCCUUAACCACGACAUACCCCAGAGAAAAGCCCGAGCUGGAGCCUUCCGCCGGCUCUACGACGCCAGAGACCAGCCUGGAGGUUAGCCACAGCCCUAACAGCGCUCCCUACGCCGUUUACGGGAGCCAGGAGGUGAGCCGGCAGGACUACCUGGACCCACAGAGCCUGGCUGCCUGGUCCUCCUUCGGUACAGAGAAUGUAGGUUCCCACUCAGACCCUGCAGUCCAGAGUCGUGAGAGAACCUCUCAGAACACAGAAUAUCAGAACCAUAUCGGUGGCACUCGUUACCAUGGUGGUGAGGAAGAGGAGGAUGAUGAGAGGGAAGAUGAAGAGCUGGGGAACAGAAUGAGGACUGCAGCAGACACGAGGGCCGGUGGAGACUCCUCCGAUCUGGAGGAAUAUUAUUUCUCUAAGUCGGCCUCGGUGGUGCAGCGGCUGUGGAGGGGCCGGGUGUCCGCCGACAUGCUGAGUCCUCGGCUGCAGCGCGCCAUGAAGGACUACCUGAGCGCCAACAAGCACCACGUUUUAUACAGCGGCCAUCGCAGGACCGCUCAGAGCGCCAAGGAGCUGCUGUGUCAGAUCAAAGCUCAGGCCCGGCUGAGGACGGUGGACGGGUCCGAGCAGCCCUUCUCCUCGCUGGGCUGGGCUCGUCUGGUGCCGUCCGUCCCCCUGGAGCAGCUGGACCAGAGCAGCUUCAAGACCUGCGCAGUGGUCACCUCUGCUGGAGCCAUCCUGCGCUCAGGACUGGGCAGAGAGAUCGACGCUCAUGAUGCAGUUCUACGCUUCAACGCUGCACCUACAGAGGGAUAUGAGAGAGACGUGGGGAACAAAACCACCAUACGCAUCAUUAACUCGCAGAUCCUGGCAAAUCCUAGGCAUCAGUUCAACACGAGCUCUAUCUACAAGAAUGUAACUCUGGUGGCCUGGGACCCUGCACCUUACACCAUCAACCUCAACAAGUGGUACGCCAGUCCAGACUACAACCUGUUUGGUCCGUACGUGGAGCACCGAAAGCUCCAUCCUGACCAGCCCUUCUACAUCCUCCACCCCAGCUAUGUGUGGCGACUCUGGGAUGUGAUCCAGAGCAACACUCAGGAGAACAUCCAGCCCAAUCCCCCGUCAUCUGGCUUCAUAGGUAUCCUCCUGAUGAUGGCGCUGUGUGAGCAGGUGCACGUGUACGAGUACAUCCCCUCCAUGAGGCAGACGGACCUGUGCCACUACCACGAGCGCUACUACGACGCUGCCUGUACACUGGGUGCCUACCAUCCCCUGCUCUUUGAGAAGAGCCUGAUCCAGCGAAUCAACACGGGCCCAGAGAGCGACCUCCGGAGGAAGGGACGCGUCACUCUUCCAGGCUUCAGCACCGUCAACUGUGACAUCUGAUGGAUGAAACCUGACUCUCUGAGCCCCGAACGCACACACAGACACACACAUGCACACACACUCUGGCCUUUUCUGGCUGAUAAAGGGAGAGGUGCAAUAAAGCCACUGCAGACAAGGAGGCUGAAGCUGACAAGUUUAAAUUAGACCACUGAAGAGCAUAAGCCAUAGCCCUCCGGGGAGGGAUCGACAUGAAGGUUUCUGCAAGACCUCGUCUUCACCGAGACGGUUUACUUUGACCAGAGACUGGAAGGGAGAGCCUCCAAGAAGGGGCUGGAAAAAAGACCAUUUUUCUCUGCUUUAGCUGAGCCACGUUAGCUGUGGAGCUGACUAGGGUAGCAACAGAUCAAUGUUCUAGAUAGACAAGUGAAUUUUCCAUAAGUGGGUGUUUCAGUGGUGUACAGUCUGUGUUCUAGGUAGUAUGGGUGGUUCUCCACGUAGAGGAAAGGCCGCUGUUUAUAAUGGGGUUGUUUCUUUUCUUUUUUACUGGUCUGAAGGUUGUGAGUGAACAGAGAAGUCAUCCACGCUGAAUGUCAAAAACCUCACACACUUUAACACACACGAAGCAGCAAGAAUGCACAAAAAGAAACGGAAAAGCAGUCAGAUUACUGUACAUAUCCUCCUGUGAAAUCGGUUCGUUUGUGUUCAUUUCUCACUACUGAUGCUGAAUUACUGUCCUGUGCAUGCUGACCGGCAGCCACCGGUUUGCCACUUUCUGUUCACCUUUUCCUUUUCGGGUGUAAGUGUGUGUUUAAAUCAAAGCAAAAUGGGGCCAAACAGGUGCUCAGAACAGCCGUAACCCUGUGCCUAGUGGUCGACUGAACACUUCCCUCGGGUUGCCUUGUGACUGUUGGAUUCAUACUGUGGCAGGACUGCAGUACCGUUCAGUUUGAUUGCCACGAGAUGUGGAGAGCAGUCGAUGUUUUCUGAAGCAACACGUAUCAGGGGAUUCUCAGCUCUGCCUCAGCAACCACCAGCCCCCUUCCCUUCUCUUCUUGUUUUUCUCGAUGGUCAGUUCUCUUUUAUUGAAUGUAACUUUACCACUGCGUAUUGUGGCCAAAUCCUUGCUGGUCUGCUUAUGUGCAGCUCCCUGCAGGGUUAUUUCUUGUUAUGUAAUAGCAUGAAGCGCAUUCCCUACAAUUACAAAUGUCUCAUAUUUCCAGACUCCUCUAAUAUUAGUCUGUUCCCCUCCAUAGCUCCAAGUGGAGACGAUUAUAAAAGAGGAAUUUGGAGCGGUAAUAUCCUCAGACUUGUGAUGUCUGCAGGUAGGAUGAUGUCUUUCUGUUUACAGUGAGCUGGUGUCACAUCUACUGCUAGCUCUGCAGGUCUUUAGGGCUGGCCCGAAUAGUGUUUUCUGGCCUCCGAAUAUUCGGGCCCUAUUAAAGACGAAAAUCUGAAUAUUCGUUCCGCCGUAACGUCCGAUGGGGGACGUUAAGGGGGGGGAGCGAUGGCGGCGGCUGCCGCUGCUUGUGGCCGAGACAGCCAGAAUAUUCAGAUCUGUUCGUCUGGUCUCCCAGGUCCAAACUUCUCCCUCAUUUAGUCUUUAGUUAAACUGAAGAAUUCCCAAACAGCAGAGGUCUUCAGCAUCUUGUCUUGUGUUUAUGCAACGAAGUGAAGCGUGACGUCAGAGUCGGCAGCCACCCGGCCAUUCAGGUGGUGGUAAGAAACAGGAAUGGAGGAGCAGAGAUGAGCCGAACACGACGAGAUGAGCCGAUGUGGGCCGAAGGCGAAGGGAAGAGACGAGGUCCAAAUACUUUUGUCUGGGGGGAGGAGGGGGUGAUCACAUAGACAUAUGUGUAUAUGUUUAUGUGAUCACAUGACGGGAUGAGCUGAUAUGAGCCGAUGUGGGCCGAAGGCGGAGGGAAGACAGUAACGCCGCAUAUUCGGAUACCAAAUUAAUAUCUGGAUUCCGCCGUAGCGAACGAAUAUUCGGAUAUUCGGGUCCAGCCCUACAGGUCUUAGUGCGGAAAGAAGAGUUGGUUGUGCUUUUUAAUUAGUUUUUUAUUUAGCUACGGACAUGCAGUCGGACAGAUUUUGCCUGUUAGAGAUUUUUAUUCCUAAAUGUGUUAUUCUACAAAAUGUGCUUGUGCCAUUGGUUGUGGUUUGGUGGAAGAUAUGAAAUCGUCACAGAAAUGUUGCUUUGAGUAGUUUGAUGUGAAGUUGUCGUAUAGUUGUGUGUGGAUGAUUCUGGGGCUCAACCAGGGCUGGGUAUUGAAGAACAUUGAUCAGGACUAGUUCAAAAACACACUGUUGUCUCCUAAAAAAUCUCUUUUUUAACUCAGACUUUAGCUAAUCCAUGAAAGACGUGAGCAUGUGUCCAUAUGGAAACACGUUUUCAGUACUCGUAUUUUAUAUUUCAGCAUUGAUAGAGUGUAAAUUGUGAUCUAGUAAAUUUUCUUGAAAUUAAACUGAGAAACUACUGUAUGCAUGUGCAGCGUGUCUUCUAGAUGAAAUGACUAAUUCAGUGAAUUACACUCAGAACAAAGGACUUCAUCACAUUGAUGCAAAAUUCUGUAAUCAAAUAUUGUCGUGAAAGCCUUUUUCCCACAUUGAGAUAUUGAUAAUGCAAUAAUGGACGGUGAUGUACCGCGUCUGCUUCAGUGGAGAUUUUAAAGAAUCGCUGUAAAACUGCUGAUAAAUGGUCUCUACUUAUAUUUACGGUUGUAUUUUGCAGCCUUGAUGCUUUGGACACAUUUUGCUCAGAAUACAAAAAGUUUGAUACCCAGCCCCAGUUAUUUAAAGAUUCAUACAGCAGAGGAUCCAGUGAAGUCAGCAGCUGUUAGAGGACUGGAACAGGUUUUUAACUGGACUACAGGAACAGAUUUCUAAAGCUUACGGAGAUUUCAGCGUUUAUUUUAAAUCAUGCAGGUUUUGGGCUCUGCUGUCGGUUUUUCUGUUCGUCCGUUGAGGUAAAGGAUGAAAUGUUUUAGUGCUUGUGAUUGUAGCACACUGAAGGUGCAAACAGCCCUGAACAUCCUGUACAUGUAUAUUUCUAAUAACUCUUCAAUGCACAGAGCAUGCAAACAGGAUCAGGGCUAAGUCUUAAACUGUCUGUGCCGUACUGUGCUGCAAGUAGACACCAUUGUCAUUAAUGUUGAGAGGAGAUUGUGCUCCAACAUUUUCUUUUCCUUAAGUGAUGUUCUGCAGAUUUUAAUGCAUGCUUGUGGAUCCCAUCCUGCUGCGGUGCAGCAAUCAGCAGUUCCCUGGAAGCACUUGACCGAGUGCAUCACUUCUGGCAUCUUCAUCUUUGCAUCUUAAUAUUGUGCCAAAUUAGAUUUUUAAUGAAACCUGAGUUGGGUGGGUUAGACAUGGGAGAGGACUCGGAGUGAUAGCGAGGUGUUAUUGCUUCUCUCUGGGAUGCCUGAGGUCAAGUUUAAUUGAAUUUUCUCUCCUCCACAGUUUUAAUGCCAGUAAUAGGAUGUUGAACUGAAGCUUGACAUUGACCCUCAUGUUUGGUGUCGGUGAAGUAACGAGAUGAGAAAACACCACCGCUUCUCCUCCCAGCCCGUUUUUCAUUUACUGUUGUGGGAGUAUCUGCACCACACUGCCUCUGAAGGAUUGUUAAAGAUUUGAACAAACAUUUUCUACAUUUCCCUUCUGCAGCUCUAAAAGGGGAAGGAAAAAACAAAGAAGCAUCCAUGUCUGAGCGUGAUACGAGUGAAGGUCCUGUUUCACUCCCAGCAGCCUUAGGGUGUUCUAGAUUUUUAUUUGUCAGUGAAUUCUCUUCUUCUACACUUGAAUUGAUAUUUAAAUAGACCAUUUGUAUGAUUUCUGUUGUUGUAAUUUGUCUUUUUUUACUGUGUAAAUAAAGCCGUUGUACAUGUCAAA
Messenger RNA from Acanthochromis polyacanthus (spiny chromis), 5812 nucleotides. It is a transcript of the gene st6gal2a, whose product is annotated as ST6 beta-galactosamide alpha-2,6-sialyltranferase 2a. NCBI's taxonomy places the organism in Eukaryota, Metazoa, Chordata, Actinopteri, Pomacentridae. Gene Ontology annotation, molecular function: sialyltransferase activity. The transcript is spliced from 7 exons. The record is from RefSeq and is a predicted model, not a curated record. The coding region runs from base 377 to 1987 and encodes 536 amino acids.